AUGGAUUCAGAAUUGAAAGAUUUAGAUCUUUAUGGAAUACUAGAGAUCCAACAGUCGGCUACUGAAAAGGAGAUUAAAACGGCAUAUCGGAAGAAGGCUCUACAAUGCCAUCCCGAUAAAAAUCCUGACAAUCCCAAAGCAGCUCAAUUGUUCUUGCAAUUAUCUAAAAUAUUGACUGUUCUUACAGACACAGCAGCUCGACUAGCUUAUGACAAGUUAGUAAAUGCUAAAAUUGCAGCAAAAUUAAGAGAAAAAGAAUAUGAUUCAAAAAGAAAGAAACUAAUAGAUGAUCUUGCUAGAAGAGAAAAUGAAGCAUUAGUAAAUCAAAAAAAUACAGUGGAACGCAAUUUCGAGAAAGAACUGGAGCGUUUAAGAAAAGAGAGUUCAUCUUUACUUGCAAAAGAAAGAGCCCGUGUUAAUGAGCUGCUUAGGCAGCAAGAAACUGAGAAAGAAAAGAUCGGUUCAUUCAAAUUAAAAGUUAAGUGGAAGGAAAAUGGAGUGUAUAAUAAAGACAAUUUAACAUCAUUAUUCUCAAAGUAUGGCGACGUAAUAACAGUUGUGGUUCUGGAAAACAAAAAAUGUGUUGCUCUUGUUGAGUACAAAUCUAAGACUUCUGCUAUAAACGCCAAAAACUUGGAAGUUGGUUAUCCAAAUUGUCCUCUAAUUGUGAGUUUUCUCGGGGAUUAUGGACAAGACACUAAAAAGAGUACCGCUAAUCAUACUUCUGUUCCAAAUCCUAGUACUAUAUUUUCAACUCAUCAAAAUUCAAAUGACAAUCAUGUUGAAAAUACCUCAUCUGCACAAGCUUUUUCGGAUUAUGAAGCAAUGAUACUUGAGCGAUGUAGAAAAGCUAAUAAACCACAACAAGAAAAUAGUAAUUCAAGCAAAAUAAAUACACAAGAACCUUGGGUCAUAUGA
Molecule: messenger RNA, 918 nt
Organism: Macrosiphum euphorbiae (potato aphid)
Lineage: Eukaryota; Metazoa; Arthropoda; Insecta; Hemiptera; Aphididae
Source: the annotation of a GenBank genome assembly